Messenger RNA from Elaeis guineensis (African oil palm), 1002 nucleotides. Its product is annotated as acid phosphatase 1. The record is from RefSeq and is a predicted model, not a curated record. Lineage: Eukaryota; Viridiplantae; Streptophyta; Magnoliopsida; Arecales; Arecaceae. Gene Ontology annotation, molecular function: acid phosphatase activity.
AAAGAAAAAGAAAAGAAAAGAAAAAAAUAAAGCUUCGCCUACUUCAUCAAGAGAUAUGAUACAUAACCAGAUUGCAGCAGCAUGUUGUGUUAGCUUAAUUAUGUUCUUCCAAGGGUCCAUCUCCAUGAUCUCAUUCAUAUUGGCUUCAUGGGAACUCCUACUUCUUAUCCUUGCCAACCUCUUCUCCAGAGGCACUGGCAUGAUGCUCGGCCCGAGAUCAAGCAUGGCGGUCGACUCUUGCUAUUGCCUGAGCUGGAGGUUCGCCGUCGAAGCCAACAAUGCCCAAGCCUGGCGCAUGGUCCCCGCCCAGUGCGUGUUCUACGUAGAAAACUACAUGCUUGCAGGCCAAUAUAACAAAGAUCUAGAUAUGGUUAUGGAGCAGAUCUCUACAUACCUCAAUGGAAUAGUAGCGGCCGAUGAUGGCAUGGAUGCUUGGGUUCUUGAUAUUGAUGACACCUGCCUCUCAAAUCUCUGGUACUACGAAGGGAAACGCUUUGGAGGAGAUCCAUGGGAUCCUUCGACCUUUAAGAGCUGGGCUCAGGGAGGGCUUUGUCCAGCUAUUCCUGCAGUGCUCCGGUUGUACAAGAGGCUGAAAAAAGGUGGUUUCAAUGUUUUUCUUCUCACUGGAAGGGAUGAAGAGGCUUUGGGCGCUCCUACAGCUAGGAAUUUGCAUGCUCAGGGGUUUAUUGGAUAUGAGAGGUUGAUUCUGAGAGGUCCAUCAUACAGAGGGCAGAGUGCCGUUGCAUUCAAAUCGGCGAUGAGGAAGCAAUUGGUGGAAGAGGGGUACAGAAUACGUGGGAACGUAGGAGACCAAUGGAGCGAUCUGCAGGGGGAUUGCAAUGGUGAUCGCAUAUUUAAAAUACCUAAUCCCAUGUAUUUCGUCCCAUAAAACCAUAUUAGUCCUACUUCUCUCUGAUAUGGGUGAUAAACUCUAUCAAACUUUCCACACCACUUCACUGUUUAUGAUAAGAUUGGCAUGAUAAAGUUUAUAGAAUAUUUAAU